Vicia villosa (hairy vetch) is the source of this 354-nucleotide messenger RNA. RefSeq lists its product as uncharacterized. The transcript has a single exon. Bases 1 to 354 code for a protein of 117 amino acids. The record is from RefSeq and is a predicted model, not a curated record. Lineage: Eukaryota; Viridiplantae; Streptophyta; Magnoliopsida; Fabales; Fabaceae.
AUGAGUAUCUAUUUGAUCCCGGAUGGGGUGGUGAAGGAUAUUGAAAAAAUGCUUAACUCAUUUUGGUGGGGGGGUGGUCGUAACAAUAAGGGUAUUCGGUGGUUAGCUUGGGAGAGGAUGACUAUGAUGAAGUGUGAGGGAGGAUUGGGAUUUAGAGACUUUAAAGCCUUUAAUAUGGCUAUAAAACAAGGUCGGAAUAUUUUGGCAAAACCCACUUCUCUUGUUGCGAGAAUUUUCAAAGCUAGGUAUUUUCCACGGUCAUCUUUUCUUGAUUCAAAAGUUGGCAAUAAUCCGAGUUUUGUUUGGAGGAGUUUGUGGAAAGCUAAGGAUGUUCUUAAGCUCGGAAGUAGGUAG